AUGUAUCGCAGCUACCUCUGCGUCGAGGUGGUAAUCCUGCUGCUCCUGUCGCACGUGGGCUGGAAUGGGCCGUCCUCGCCGCGCGUGCAGCCCUGUUCGCGGGCUCAGUCGCGCGUGGCACGCCAGCUGGUGCGCCGCAAGGUGACUGCCGUGCUCCAGCGCUACCGCGUCUCGCUGGGGCCCGAGUGCCCGCUGCACCCUAGUCGCGACCUGUUCUGGUGGCCGGCAGGACUGAUGGCGGACGAGGCCACCGACCAGCCCAGCUGGAGCUGCCCCAUGUGUGGCCGCUCUUUCUUCUGCCACGAGAAGCUCACCAGUCAUUGGGACGAGGAGCACGCGGCCAGCGUGGCCCCCAAGGCGGAGCGGGGGGUGUGCCUGGCUGAUUACUGCGACAUCCUGCGCUGCGAUGUGCUGGGACCCCGGCUGGCGGCCGCUGAACGUGCCUCGGCCGGCGGAUCGGCGGUCGCAGCCACCUUGCCCGACAAGCCCAAGGAGGUGGAGGUCCUCGGCGGCCGCUGUGGUGAGCCGCCCGCCGACCAUCCACGUUGCUCUUGCGACCAGAAACACAUGAGCGCCUUGCAGCAAAAGUGCCGGAUCGUUGUACAGCAGUGCGUCAUUGGACUGCUGUCUGUUCUUUCAGUCAAAGAUUUCCAAGACAUUGAAGAUGAACUCAACAAUAACAUCUGCUCUUACCUCACCUGCAAUAAGUACUGGGACGAUUCCCUGAACGAGGAGAGACGCGUUCCAAUGUUGUUCAGCAUGAUAAUAGGAAUAAUACUCGUCGGUGGGUUUUGCCUUUGCUACUACAUCGUUUGGAUACUUUUCGAGUCGAUUCCUCAUCCGAGACUGAGCAGCCCAUGUGACGGGGCGCCGUACGACGACGUCUACUGCGACAGCCAAGUGCGCUUUUCCAGCUUCGGCUUGGCGUCCGACGGCCGCGACGGUGGGCACGCGCGCCAGUGCCACUGCCGGUUCGUGGGCCGCCACGCGUAUCACAAGCACAGCGUGGCCGCCAGCAUGCGGUGACG
Messenger RNA from Rhipicephalus microplus (southern cattle tick), 1028 nucleotides. RefSeq lists its product as uncharacterized. The record is from RefSeq and is a predicted model, not a curated record. NCBI's taxonomy places the organism in Eukaryota, Metazoa, Arthropoda, Arachnida, Ixodida, Ixodidae.